UUUUUGGAAAUUCUUGAGUAAAAACCGUAACAUGUACUAGGUAUUCUUUAUUGUUAAGUACAUUUAUGAAAAAGCCUGUCUUUGUAGUGCUUCCCAAAAAUAUUAAUUUUUCCAAACGUUUCCUAGUUAAAUUUAAGCGAAGUGGCAUAGACAAACAAGCUUGCCAACUACACAAACAAAACUAAGGCUAGGAUGCCUUCAAUAAUUUCAAUUUAAAAUAUGCAAUUUUCAAUUAUCAAUGUUAAAACAAAAUAGUGACAUUGGUUUACUGAUAUGAGUACUUUUGACCGAUACCCACUCGAUUCUUAAUUUCAAAGUAUCGAUACUAAAAGUACUUGGUAUCGGCGCAAAAGUAUCGAGUACGUACUUGUAUUUACUCGUAUCGUUUCAUCCCUAUCCUUGUUUUCUCGACUCGACUGACAAAUUGACAAUGUUAUUGUGAAUCGUAUAAUCAUUGUGGAUCGUAAUAUCUACUUGUAAAAGGGAUAUCUUUAUAAAUAUCCAAUAAAUUUGCGUGUGUCUGUUCAUAGAUCGCUGUUUCGGCGAAAUAAUGGACGAAGUAUAUUCAUUUUUUCGGUCUACCCAACCAACUCCGGUUGUAAAGUUACCAACCCCGCAAACCGGUGGACAUCGUAUUACGAAGGAAGACACUCUCAACCAGUUAGAUAGACGCGAGAAUCAUCGCAAAUCGGUUGUAAUGACUGGCACGGAUUACGCUAAAGUAAUAAAGGAGCAGGAGUUGAAAAGAUAUUUAGAGUGUGAAGUCGAACGCCAAAUGUCAAAUAGCCUUGCUGGUGGGCUGAACUCAAUGGAACAGCUGUCAAUACGGGAUUCAGUUCUGAGUAUAAACCAAAUACAAUCAUUAACUGAAGAAGCCAUGACUGAAGUCUACAGUAAAUACUCCUUUCAGAGAAAGGAAGACACUGGAAAACUCGCUAUUUAUAAUUUUCAUGAAGAAAUAUUAAAAAGAAUUCAAACUUUUCCUAUUACAAUAAUUGAAGGCCCUACUGGUUGUGGGAAAACAACACAAGUCCCACAGUGGAUUUUAGAUGAUGCAUAUAACAACAGAAGGCCGUGCAAGAUUGUUGUGACACAGCCCAGGAAAAUAGCAGCCAUAUCUAUUGCGAAGAGAGUAGCUCAAGAGAGAGGCUGGGAUGUUGGUGGAGUCGUCGGUUAUCAGGUUGGUCUUGAGAACAAAACAACUACUGACACGAGAAUAUCUUAUGUGACAACAGGAGUGUUGCUCCAGAAACUUGUGAACGCAAAGAAUACAGACGAAUACACCCAUAUCGUACUAGACGAAGUUCACGAGCGUGAACAGGAUAUGGAUUUCCUCCUGUUGGUGGUCAGGAAACUGCUGUUCACAGCUACAAGGACAGUGAAAGUCAUCCUCAUGUCUGCUACCUUCAACACGCAGAUAUUCCAAGACUACUUCACACUGCCAACACCAUCGAUGGGUCUGCAAUCCUCUGGAUGCUUCAAAAUUACAAAUGACAAACCCACAUUCAGUGUGAAAUUGUUUUAUCUGGACCACAUAGCUAAGAUGGGUUACUCAAACCUGCAACAAAAUAUGCGUGAAUUACAAGACCCCGAAAUUCAUCCAGACAUGAACAAUCUUGUAUCAACAUUAAUAGAGAAGUUUGAACAGAUUGACAUGAAAGAAGAAUUCGUCGAUAUAGACAGAGCCGAGGCCGAUGUGCCGUCCGUACUUAUAUUUCUGCCUGGAAUCUAUGAGAUUGAGGAGCUUUACGCUGUCCUCACAGACAGUGAUUUCAAGGUCAAAUAUAACUGGUGGGUGUUGCCGUUGCAUUCUACCAUCACGGCCGACGAGCAGGUGCGGGUGUUCCAGCGCGCGCCGCCCGGACACCGCAAGAUUAUACUCGCCACCAACAUCGCUGAGAGCUCCAUCACAGUGCCUGAUAUCAAAUAUGUAAUCGACUACUGCCUGAUGAAAAGGUUAGUGGUGGAUCCCAACACGAGCUUCACUUCGCUGCAACUGUGCUGGGCGUCCAAGACCAACUGCGAGCAGAGGUCGGGGCGCGCCGGCCGCGUGCGCGACGGGCGAGUCUACAGGCUCAUUUAUCAAAAGUUUUACGUAACCCUGCCCCAGGAUGCCACGCCAGAAAUGGUCCGAUGUCCUCUAGAACGUCUGGUGCUGUUGGCCAAAAUGCUCGACAUGGGCCCGCCAGCCGACAUCCUGGCGCUCGCCAUGGACCCACCUGACAUGUCCAAUAUACUCCGCACCAUACUUGUGCUGAAAGAGGUGGGAGCAUUGAAAAAGACGGUAGACGAUGAUUGGUCUGCAGUGGACGGUGACAUCACUUACAUGGGGCGUAUAAUGGCGAAGUUACCACUUGAUGUGAAGUCAUCCAAGCUUAUUGUGCUGGGCUACAUCUUCGGCUGCCUGGAAGAGAGUAUUGUAAUGGCUGCUGGUAUGUCCGUGAAGAAUAUAUUCAGCAGUCCGUUCCGCGAGCGUUUGAACGCGUACAACUCCAAGCUUACGUGGGCAGACGGGUCCAUGAGCGAUUGUAUCGCCAUGUUGAAUGUUUACAAGGUUUGGGACCACCUCCGUAAGCAGAACCACUUCAAGCAGCCCGCGGGGACGAACGAAGCGCAGUGGGCAAGACGUUUCUAUGUGCAAAUCCGUGCUCUCAGAGAGCUCAAUGAUCUCGUCCGAGAAUUGCGGAUGAGACUGUCGAGAGAGGGCAUCGACCCCAAGAAGGGCACUUCACCUUGGAGCAAGGCAGAGCACUCAUUAGCACUCAAGGUGAUAUUGGCGGGUGCGUUCUACCCGCAUUACUUCGUCCACGGGUCCUCCGACGAGGCCCGCGAGAGGGACGCCGUGCGAGUCCUCGGGGGCCUGGACCCCCGCAACACCGUCUACCUGAGGGGCUUCCCCGACAAUCAGCCGGGGGAGGUCUACGCCAAAGUAAUAAAGAAGAAAGUGAGAGACCAGAUUGGUGAUGAACCGAGAGUUACCUUCGAUAAGAACAGCCGAAAAGUGUAUUUGACAUUCCAAGACAAUCAAAAUGUGAAAAGUGAUCAGAAGGGCGGCGAUCCAACCAUUCCUGGACAAGUGGUGUUGCCAGUAUACAAGGCAAUAAAGGCCAGGCAUUUGAAAAUGGAAAUAAGGAUACCAUUGCUCUCAGUCGAGAAAGCAAACUUGCUGGCUGAAGGCCUCGCUGAGAUGAAGAAAAAUGCAAACAUCGACAAAAUGGUGCCUCGCCUGCCCGAGAUCGAUGAUACGCAUUUCCCCUUGCAAAUUUCGCAGUUGGUUAACGUCGGCCGUUUCUGGGUGCAAUACGCCGACGAUUCGACGGCCUCCGAACUGCGGCUCAUACAGGGGAUGUUGAACCGCAAGUCAAUGUUCGCGUACACGGACGACGUGACCGAGGACGCGCUGGUCGCGGCGCCGUACGUGGACGCCACCGGCUCUAUGAUGUACCGCGCGAGGGUGACCCGGCUGCUGCCCAAGAACAUGAUGGAGGUAUUCUACGUGGACUAUGGUACUAUGGGCCGUGUGAGCUCCAGCAGCCUCCAAGAGUUGCCGCGGGAGUGCAGGGAGAUACCGCCCCUGGCGAUGCAGUGCGUGCUGAGCAACAUCGCACCGUCGCCACUGCUGAACGAACACGGGCAGUGGAGCGCGAAGGCUCUGAAGCUGUUCACCGACCUGGUCUCCAAGGGCCGGCUUCUUGGGAAGAUUUAUUCUGUGGCACAUGGAAUAGUGUCCAUAGAACUGUUGGCGGACGGUGGGAAGAUUAAUGUGAAUAAGGAACUACUUGACAAUGGGCUUGCUGUUGCUUCCGAAGAAAGUUAUGAUUCGAAGCUGAAUCACGACCUUAGGCAAAUGGCCACAGAGCUGAACAUGACACAGAAGCGAGCGUACAACAAGGAACAAACCGAUCUGGCCUUCAAUCAAAUGCACGAAUGCGAGGCGCCUAACUUCAAGGAGUGUUUCUAUGAUGCAUGCCUCAAGGGACCAGACAGUCCUCUGGAGUCUACUUUACACAAUUUGAUGUAUUCAAGCCGAAACAAGCAAGUCACUGUGGAGUGGAACUCUAUCAACUCUGUCUUACUGGACACAGAGCCUCAGGAAAAAUAUGAAAGAUUGUUGGUCUCAGCAGAGGUUGGCCAGAACGACACGGGCAGUAGACUGACCCUGCGUCACACCACCCUCCUGCCUAACAUUAGAGGCCUGCCCUCUAUCAUUGCUUUGCUGUUCAGUCCCCAGGCGGAGCUCCGCCGCGACCCGACCAUGUCGCGCUACGUGAGCGCGCUGUGCGGGCUGGGCAGCGCGGGCGACAUGCCGCUGUUCCCCGAGCACGACAUCCUCAUCAACAUCGACGCGGAGCUCACCAUCGACGACCUCGGCCUGAUAAACCACAUCCGCCACUUGAUGGACACCAUGAUGUUCUGCUACGGCUGCGAGGACGUCCCGUCCACCGAAGAUGACUUCCGAUCCAAAAUUCCCAAAAUGAUACGCGACGAACUCAUGCGAUUGCUACUCAAACGGCGCAAGCAACGCGAGCCGUUAAUGGUGCCGAACGCGUGGGAGUGGAGCUCCGCGCCGCAGGAGGACAUGCUGCAGAUCACCAUGGAGGACUUCGAGGAGCGCGCCGUGGUGUUCCCCAUGCACACGCCGCUCGAGCUGCACCCCGUGUCCAGGGAGCGGCUGCUGCUGCUGCGGAAGGAGACCGAGGAUCUGAAGAAGCUGGUUGGGAGAACGAUCACGUCGGCUUCGGACCUGGAAUGCAGGUUGUGCGGAACCACGCCAAUGCCGGCGCACGCGAUGCGCAUUCAUCUGUGUUCCAAUGCGCAUCUCGAAAAGGAAGAAGAUUUCCGUUUCAUACAGAGUUAAAUAUAUUUAUAAUAUAAUAAAAAUAGAAAACAGUGUACUAUUCCAUCGCGCCAAAAUAAAAUUGUACUUUGUGUAACUUGAUUAUAUUAUUUACUUUAAUAUAAAUAUGGAUGUAACUGUCAGCUAUCUUUAAAUAAAGAAGUUCUGCAGGAUUAUUACUUAACUCGGUGUAUCGUUCAAUCAAUCGGUCACUACAUCGUUUUUUAUCGUAUUUUAAUUUUGCAAUCAUCUAACAUUGUGUUUUCAAUGAAAUGACAUAAUAAUCUUCAUUUUACGUAAAGUAAAAUUAGUAUAGCCGUGGUAAUAGCCGAUAUUAACGAAAAACUAGUAUUUAUAUAAUUCCAUUGGAAUAAACAUGUUAGAUGUUCGAAGAGACUAAAAAACAUUACGAUUUGAUGUAAAAUGGUAUACUCAAGGGUGUUUCGUUGAAAUAACUAUUUUAGAUGAUCACUAAAACGAAAAUACGCUGUAGUGACUCAUUAACUGAAUAGUGCACAGAGUUACACAAAACUCUGCUAUAGCUUGGCAAGUUCGUUGAUGACACUCUCAUGAUAUGCGGGUGACGGGGGGAAUGGACUGCGCAGGUGUGAUAUCGAGCGCGCGGGACAUCGCCUACCCCCCUCCCGGCCCGCGCAGGCCUUCGGGUGUGCUACGAAUGAAUUUGCUAAGCUAUAGUCAUGACAUGCUCCAAGUCCAUAGGUACGCCCGUUUGAUGGGUUGUUCUUGAAUUACUUUUUGAGCACCUUUGCGAAAUCAAAACAUCGAACUGACGCAGUGACGUGUCCACUAUAUCGUCCAAUCACAGGUGUUGCUCAUAUCUACGCGUCUCGUGAUUGGUCGCACGCUAAUGGACACGUCACAGCAGAUUCAAGAUGGCGUCAUUUUGAUUGAUGAUUGUUUGUUUUAAAGCGUGCGUAGAUGACUAUAACAAAGCAAUGUUGCUUUAAUGUAUCUUUAUGACUACAUACAUUGUUUUAUAAUCUUUUGUGAUUCAUAGUCAUAAAAAAACUAUGUUUCGGAGCUCAGAUUUCAUAUAGUAAGUAAACGUUCUUAUUAUGAUUUUUAUUUAAGUUUUGUUAUUAAUUUGUUGUUUAUCGAAGCCAUACAACUUGUAGACAAUGUCUACAACUUGGCUUCUAUUGUAAGAGAACAGGUUUUUUUUAUUUGUACUUUUUUUUUUGUAAAGUUAACCUUAAAUUCUUUCGUUUACUUAUUAAAGUAAUUUCUUUUGUUUGAUCCAAUGAUUAGUAAUUAUUGAUCAAAAAAUAUAAAUUAUUACUUGACGUGUUUUGUACUUUUAUUAAUAGUACCUGAUUUUCAGACUUUUUAAAUGUAACUUAAACAAAAUUGUUCUAAUGUGACAAUGCUUUUGUUACAGUUUAGAAAUUAUUGUGUGAUAUUAAGAUAAAAUCUCUAGAUUUUAAAUACUUCUAAGUGAGUAUUAAAAAGUAACCAUUCUAUGGUCUUAUGUAAGUAAAAUAGUGUAUAAAGAAUAAUCUCUUGCUUUCGUUACUUAAAAAAAACAAAGUCAAGAGGGUUUGUUAAAUGUUUAUAAAAGUAAAUUCGGAGUUCUCAACGAAUUUAACUAUACCACAGAUACUAAUUGUCCUAAAAAUAGUUUCUAUUAGUUAUUAAGACUUAUUAAAAUGCGUUUACUAUUUUUUAUUGUUUUUUUUUUGUAAGGACAAAUAAGCGCACAUUCUGUAUUUGAUUUGAGCAUUUCUUAAUUCUGUAUUAGAGUUUAAAUGCCGUUAUUAAGAUCUGAUUUUUUUUCCCAAAAGUUUACUGGAUUUGAGCACAUUUAUGCGAUAUUAAGUAAUUGCCUUAUUUGUCCUAAAGUUUGUCGCACACUGCUGCGAAUUCCGCAAAAGCUUGCGAUCUAUCUAACAGCGAGAAUUACCGUUAGAAUUAUACAGUUCAUUGUUAUUGCCAUUAUAGGCCGGCCGCUCAGAAAUUGCGUUUCAGACAGUGACAAAUGGGACAAACAUAUUCACUUACAAUUGCCUCGUUUUUUGUCUCUCUCUCUCUCAUGUCACAUCGCCCAUUCGAUCACGACCUAUCAGAAACGCAAUCUCUGAGCGGUCGGAUUUUAGUUUUGGUAUUCCUGCUGGCACUACAUUUAUUUGGAGGGUAGUUUAAAGACAAAACCAAUCAAAAAGUCUUUUUUCUCACACUUUCUGAAUAUUUAAAAGUGAUCUUUCACACUUUCUUUUUUGUUUAUUUUUCCAUAUUUUUAGUGAUUAGAAAAAGGUUCUUGUUUGAUUUAAAAAAUUUAUGUACAAACAUUUAGUGUGACAAAAUAAGUUUAAAUAAACAGUGUUGAUUAUAAACUGU
Messenger RNA from Bicyclus anynana (squinting bush brown), 7192 nucleotides. It is a transcript of the gene spn-E, whose product is annotated as probable ATP-dependent RNA helicase spindle-E. The transcript has 26 exons. NCBI's taxonomy places the organism in Eukaryota, Metazoa, Arthropoda, Insecta, Lepidoptera, Nymphalidae. Bases 551 to 4858 code for a protein of 1435 amino acids. Gene Ontology annotation, cellular component: intracellular anatomical structure. The record is from RefSeq and is a predicted model, not a curated record. Gene Ontology annotation, molecular function: RNA binding; ATP binding.